Messenger RNA from Rubroshorea leprosula, 2493 nucleotides. NCBI's taxonomy places the organism in Eukaryota, Viridiplantae, Streptophyta, Magnoliopsida, Malvales, Dipterocarpaceae. The record is from the annotation of a GenBank genome assembly.
UUGUUAGCUUUCAUAUGCUCUCUGUUUUCUUCUGAUUUUACACAAAUUUAUAUCAUGGGGUCUGAUAUCCAGGAAACCCUUGAAGGAAAAUCUUCUCAACAUGUCGAAGAAGAGAAAUCCACAGAGAAAACAUUAAAACGGCGAGACACCAUGGAUCCCGAAUCUCAUUGGCAAAGUAUUGGGCGUGGCACCAAGGCUUUGAGUUUGUCCGUCACCUUGCAUCUAGCAUUCCAGAGCUUAGGAGUGGUGUAUGGAGAUAUCGGCACAUCGCCUCUGUAUGUUAUUUCCAGCAUUUUUGCAAAUGGCAUCACCCACCAUGAUGAUCUCCUCGGAGUUCUGUCGUUGAUCUGGUAUACACUCACAUUGAUCCCUAUAGCCAAGUACAUGUGCUUUGUCUUAUAUGCCAACGACAACGGAGAAGGAGGGACGUUUGCCCUAUAUUCGCUGAUGUGUCGAUACGCAAAGGUGAGUUUGCUGCCGAAUCAGCAAGAGGAAGAUGCCGAAGUCUCCAACUACGGGCUGGAGUUGCCAAACGAGCAUCGGCAAAGAAGAGCAUGGGCACUCAAGACCAUGAUGGAGAACAGCAAUUCCUUCAAGUAUACCUUACUCUUUGCCACAUUGCUUGGAACUUCUAUGUUAAUUGGCGAUGGUGUCCUCACACCUUGCAUAUCAGUUUUAUCAGCUCUGGGAGGCAUCAAGGCAGCUACUCCUAAACUCACAGAAGAUAUGAUUGUUUGGUUAGCAGCUGUCAUCUUGGUCAUCCUCUUCAUGGGUCAGAAAUUUGGUACAGAUAAAGUAGGCUACACCUUUGCUCCAAUACUGUGCAUCUGGUGCUUGCUCAUUGGAGGCAUUGGCCUCUUCAACUUCAUUAAAUAUGACCCACUAGUCAUCAAAGCUAUAUAUCCUAAGUACAUUGUGGACUACUUCGGGAGGAAUCCAAAAGAAGCAUGGAUUUCUCUCGGUGGUGUCGUGCUAUGCGUAACAGGAGUUGAAGCUUUGUUCGCUGAUGUUGGCCAUUUUAGUGUAAAAUCAAUACAGAUAAGCACCUACUUCCUUGUCUACCCUGCUCUAAUCUUAGCCUAUGCCGGGCAAUGUUCUUACCUUCGGAAGCACCCAGAUGAUGUUACUGAAGCCUUCUACAAAUCUAUACCGGGUCCUAUCUAUUGGCUGAUGUUUGUGGUGGCCGUGUUAGCUUCAAUCAUUGGAAGUCAAGCUCUUAUUUCAGGGACUUUCUCAAUAAUCCAACAGUCCCUCUCAGUUGGGUGUUUCCCCCAUGUCAAAGUUGUUCGUACCUCGGACAAGUAUGAAGGCCAAGUUUACAUUCCUGAAGUCAAUUACCUUCUCAUGCUGGCUUGUCUUGCAGUCACUUUCGGUUUCAAAACUACUGAACAGAUUGGAAAUGCAUAUGGGCUUGCUGUGGUGUUUGUUAUGGUCCUCACGACAUGUUUCACGGUGUUGGUUAUGAUACUGAUAUGGAAAUCCAACAUAUUUUUAAUAAUUGCUUUUUCUCUUGUGAUCGGAUCCAUUGAGCUGCUCUAUUUAAGUUCAGUCCUCUACAAAUUCCAGCAAGGAGGAUACCUACCGUUGGUCUUUGCAGCAUUGAUGCUAACUAUAAUGUUUGUUUGGAAUAUUGUGUUUCGGAGGAAGUACCAUUAUGAUCUUGAGCACAAGGUUUCAUCUGGUUUGCUAACAGACAUGGCAGCUAACACACACAUUCGUAGAUUUCCUGGUCUUGCACUGUUUUACUCUGCUGUUGUUCAGGGAAUUCCACCCAUAUUCAAGCAGUAUGUUGACAACAUACCUGCAUUGCAUUCAGUUAUCGUUAUUGUCUCUGUCAAGUCACUGCCAAUCAGCAAGAUUCCAUUGGAAGAAAGGUUCCUUUUCCAAAGGGUAGAACCAAGAAGCCUCAACAUGUUCCGCUGCGUGGUCAGAUAUGGAUACACGGAUUUACGUAAGGAUGCAGAGCCAUUUGAGAAACUGUUAAUUGAGAAACUUAGGGAGUUUAUCAGGGAAGAUUUUCUGUUGUCUCAAAAACCAACCAAAAACGAAGAUGAAGAUGGGAACCAGAUGUGUAAGGAAGAGGAUCAAGGAGAUAAUGUGUUGGAGAGGGAAAUGCAGGAAUUGGAGCAGGCCUCACAAGCUACUGUUUCUCACUUGAUUAACGAGAAUGAAGUGGUUGCAAGCAAAGGAUCCAAUAUAUGGAAUAGGUUAUUGAUAAAUUAUGCCUACAAUUUUAUUGAGAAGAACUCGAGGAAGACUCAGCAAGUGUUUCACAUUCCUCACCAGCGCUUGCUUAAGGUUGGAAUGACUUAUGAGCUUUAAGUCAAGCUUUGCCACCAUGUUACAUGGAUGCUAAGAAGAAGAUGAUGCAUGCAUGAUGGAAUAAAUUAUUACUUCGUGCAUUAAACAUGUCUUGGAAAAUGGUUGUAAUAAGUUGUGUCCUAACCCCAAGGGUUGGAUCCACUAUUUUCACAAUAAGAUUGCUAUUUAAUU